UGUCGAAGCCCCUGACAGCCUGCAGAAUGCCAUUCUCCGAAGUGCUUCCCCAGCAGCUAGAGACUCGCCAUUGACAUCCCACAGCCGGCGCCGGUUCUGUGCAUGCUGCUUUUGAUGGCAGGACUGCAGCCCACUCGCCAGUCACCACCACCAGCCGCACCUUCGUGCCCUUCGCCUCCAGCUGAUGACGACGACGAAUGCAGCGUCGGCAGCCACACUCAUCUCAGGUCCGAGUCCGGCUCGUCCCUAUCUUCCUCGCUCGACGUUGGUCAUACCUUUUCUCUCUUCCCGCAGCUGCCCCCCGAGAUCCGCCUCCUCAUCUGGUCUCACGCCCUGCCGCCCGCGGGCUCCGGCAUCAACUUCUUCAACGUGCACGCCUUUCCUCUCGAUCAUGCCGGCUGCAACCGCUCCACCUCGCCCCCCUGGCUCUAUCUCGACCUGCGCCGCCUCAGCAUCUUUGACACGGACGACGACGUAGCCCAGUAUGACCCCAGCGUCUGGCAGGCCCGCACUGCUCUGCGCGCGACCUGUACAGAGGCGAGAUCCGUAGCCGCCAUCCCACCAGACAAGCAAGCCCGGGUUGUCCUCACGAGACCAAAGCGUGGCCUUUACUGCCGUGCCGGCGACGACAAACUGCGCCGUUUCACCCCUUAUACCGAGGCCCAGGCCCGUGGCCGGCCUGUCGAGCCCACAGUCAGCCGGACUCUUCUCGUACACGCCGACGACAUACUGACAUUGUCCAUCGAGAACUGCAGCUUCAACCUCCCGUGGGAGGACACGCUGGACGAAGACCGUGUCACCAAUACGCUCGUCAGCGGGGGAGGGCCUAAUCACGAUCUCGGCGGCUGGGGAUUCGACCCGCAGCUCACACCGUUACCCGUGGGGAUACCUUCCUGGCGGUAUUGCAUUAGCAUGGUUCGUGGCGCCCGAACACAUUUCCAGACGCUCAGUGAGGCCCUAAGUGAGGCGCAUCAUGUAACCCAUGGUGGUGCACUCGAGGAUCACGACAUUGGGUACGGCAUGCUGGACGUACAGACUUUCAAGCUCGGCCGGGACGCAGCAGCAAAGACGAUCUCUACCCACCGAGAGUCCGUUGCAGCAGGCGCCGGGCGUGAACAGGUGCAGCUACACUGGGACCGAUUUGGGGACUGCUACGUGCCGCAGCCGUGGACAUCGAGCGGCGCUGGCCGGCCAUGGUGCUACCGACUGACAAAGGUGCUGCCAGAGGUGAAUGAUCUAAGAGGGCAGUACAUCCGGUCGGCUCUAUUACAGAGUCCAAAACGGCCGGCACUAGGGUGAGCCGUGGACAAAUCGGUAGCUAGUUCACCACAAGGCCCGAAAAGGCGUAUCAUCAACGAUCCUGCUUGGUAAUCUAGAUUGGCAGGAGAUCAGCCAUGAGACCCGAUCUACACACAUACACACACACACACACACGGCCCAGCUUUCCGUCACGAAGUGAUAUGUGGUCCUGCUUCACCAGUCUCAGGUCACAGAAUAAGCACUAUUCGUUAGCCGCUGCGGGCUGCGUCAGCUCUUGGCCCGGAGCGGAAGCCGGGUGGGGUCGCCUGUGCCGUGCACCCC
This is a messenger RNA of Microdochium trichocladiopsis, 1581 nucleotides long. RefSeq lists its product as uncharacterized. NCBI's taxonomy places the organism in Eukaryota, Fungi, Ascomycota, Sordariomycetes, Xylariales, Microdochiaceae. Bases 103 to 1299 code for a protein of 398 amino acids. The transcript has a single exon. The record is from RefSeq and is a predicted model, not a curated record.